UGUUAGUUUUUUGUUUUUUAUUGUUUUAUAGUGUAUAAUAAAAUAAAUGACAAAAAAGAAUGUUAUUGUUUAUGUGCAACCUCCUUUUUGCCACAAAAAGUCGAUUUACCGAAAACUACCGAAAUCUACCGAAAAUUGCUUAAGGAAUCUACCGAUGGCAAGCAAAUCGACGUGGCAACAUUGGGUGUUGGUUAAUAGGGGGUCGGAUAAUCGAGGCUCUACUGUAUUCAAUUUAAUGGACUACCUGAAUGAGACUCUCUUUGAAAAUGUUAAUUUGUAUAAAGGAAGUGUUUGUGGUGAUGAUUUUGAUUGCAUUAGACAUUUUACAAAAAUGAUGUGUAUCAAUAAUAAAUGUGACUGUGUUGAUAAUCAUGUAUAUGUACACAACUUUGACUUGGAUCCAUUAAACUCGAAUAUAUUUGACUGGAUAUUUGAUGAAAAAUAUUUGAGGGUUCAUGGAAAAUGUUAUAAAAUAGUAUCAUACAGGGAUAAGUGCGAAAGUAAUGCUCAGUGUCAAGCAACUGAUGAAAAUAUGAUAUGUAGUUAUAGUUCAUGUGCCUGUAAUAUGAACUAUAUAUAUGUGAAAUCAAUCAGAGAGGGAAGAAGAAAAUGCAACAGAAAAGAUAAUUCAAAGAAAUUUAAACUUAAUGAAACUCAACAUGUAAAUCAUACAGCUAUGAUAACUACUUGUGUUAUAAUGGGAGUAGUGAUCUUUAUUAUUUUUUUUGUAAAAAGGUAAGUUUUUCUUUUAAUUAUUUAAUUAUUUCUUUAAAAGUUCAAAUAAAAAAUAUUGCAAAUUGCAGAUGAUAAUAUCUAAAAAAAAGAGUUGUUACUUAAUAUCAUUGUGAAUAAGUUAAUAUGUAAUCUCACCCUUUUAAAUAUCCUGUGCACAGGCUUGUAUACAAACUGAGUUGUGGGCAACAUAAUCUAUGUAGGUUACCAAAUAGCCAUUAAAAAUUUUCAGUAAAUUAUCUUGGUAAUAAUUCUAUUUUAUUGUAUUCAUCUGCUGUAUUAAAACAUUCAUUUUGAUUAUUUGCAUGUUGUUGUACAUACCUGGUUAUUAACCAUAGUUGUUGUAAAUUACAUUGCUGUAAAUCCUAAAAAAAAAAAAAAAAAAAAAAAUAA
Centruroides sculpturatus (bark scorpion) is the source of this 1125-nucleotide messenger RNA. RefSeq lists its product as uncharacterized. The transcript has 4 exons. NCBI's taxonomy places the organism in Eukaryota, Metazoa, Arthropoda, Arachnida, Scorpiones, Buthidae. Bases 47 to 739 code for a protein of 230 amino acids. The record is from RefSeq and is a predicted model, not a curated record.